Messenger RNA from Condylura cristata (star-nosed mole), 528 nucleotides. RefSeq names its product adipogenin (gene ADIG). Bases 1 to 528 code for a protein of 175 amino acids. Gene Ontology annotation, cellular component: nucleus; lipid droplet; cytoplasm. The transcript has 4 exons. Gene Ontology annotation, biological process: brown fat cell differentiation; white fat cell differentiation. NCBI's taxonomy places the organism in Eukaryota, Metazoa, Chordata, Mammalia, Eulipotyphla, Talpidae. The record is from RefSeq and is a predicted model, not a curated record.
AUGAAGUACCCCCUGGUACCACUGGUGAACGACCUCACCUUUUCUUUCCUGGUGUUCUGGCUCGGUCUGCCUGUGGGCUUGCUGCUGUUUUUGUUGAUCAUCUGGCUACGCUUCCUACUUAGUCAAGCUUCAGAGGAAAAUGACCCAGAUUUGUGCUUUGAUUGGGACCCCUGGAUCAAAGGCCCGGGAGAGUUUUGCUGGGAGGAGAAGGUGCAGAGCCCAGAGGCGGAAAGACCCAAAUGUUCUGGGGCCCAGAGAGAGAGAGGCAAAUGCCCGCAGUUGCACAGAGAAUGGCCUUUGGGGUGGGAGUAUUCAUCACUUGGAGCCGAGCUCAAGGUGAGGGCAGGACAGAGGGAAGGAGGUACCGAGCGGGAUCAGAGGUACGUCAGCCACGUGCAAAAGAACACGGGCCCCUCGGGCAAAAGUCAAGAUUCCGGGCUGGUGACAGUGCCCCCAUUCACCAAGCUCUUCCAAGUGCCAGGCCCCGUGCCACGCCCAGGUGGCGUGUCUGAAGCAGGCUCUGGCUGA